Anastrepha ludens (Mexican fruit fly) is the source of this 2959-nucleotide messenger RNA. RefSeq names its product vesicle-associated membrane protein/synaptobrevin-binding protein (gene Vap33). The coding region runs from base 502 to 1251 and encodes 249 amino acids. The transcript has 7 exons. Gene Ontology annotation, biological process: endoplasmic reticulum membrane organization. The record is from RefSeq and is a predicted model, not a curated record. Gene Ontology annotation, molecular function: FFAT motif binding. Gene Ontology annotation, cellular component: plasma membrane; endoplasmic reticulum membrane. NCBI's taxonomy places the organism in Eukaryota, Metazoa, Arthropoda, Insecta, Diptera, Tephritidae.
AUAAUUCAAAAUGACGCAUGCGUUGCUAAAUUUUUACUUGCCAAAAAAUUGAUGAGCGAAUCGAAGGUGCAGACAAACGGAGAAAAAGGCGAACUAGUAGAAUUGUGUGAAGUAGUGUGUAAAUUGCGAAUUAACUAAAAUUUUUAACAAGUUUUUCGUGAUCUAUAAAGUAAACUGAUAAUUUUUGGCAAAGUCGCGAAAAGGAAGGGCGUAAAAGCGACGCCGAAUUUAUAAUUAGGAAAGUGGAAAAGGCAGAAGAAAAUUACAGCAGCACUAUUGGCAGGGGCAGAAGCGUGUUGGUAGCCUGUGAAGAAAAAAACAAAAGAAAAUCAAAGAAACACAUCAAUCGUCGAACACGGACGUUUAUAGUGGAAAAAGAAAUAAAAUAAUAAAUAAAUAAAAGUAUACACGCAUUUUGCAUUGGAUAAUUUAGCACAUCGUUCAUAUAAAAACAGCAAAACGGCAGCGACUACAGCAACAACUACACCACCAGCUUCGACAAUGGAGAAGCCGAAGGAAUUGGUCAUUCAGCCAAAAAACGAAUUGCGCUUUAUAGGCCCAUUUACGCGUCCUGUAAUUACUCUUAUGAAAAUAUACAAUCCAACAGAUAAUAUUAUACUGUUCAAGAUCAAAACGACCGCUCCGAAACGCUAUUGUGUGCGUCCGAAUUUCGGUUCUCUCGAACCACAUAUGGAAGCCAGAAUUGAAAUUUGCUUACAACCGUUUGUGUAUGACCCCAAUGACAAAAAUAAGCAUAAGUUCAUGGUGCAGAGUCUGGUGGUGCAGGAUCGUUCUGUCGAAGACUUGAACAAAUUGUGGAAAGAAUCGGAACCUCAACAGUUGAUGGAUGUUAAAUUGAGAUGUGUAUUCGAGAUGCCAACUGUAACGUCAGCCGCAGAUAGCAGCGGAGGUUCAGGUACUAACGAAAUAGUGAAGGAAACCUCAACAAAAGUUGAUUCAGAAAAUAAAGCAGUUCCAUUUCGCGAAGAGAAAGUUUCAAAUGUGCAGCCAUCGGAGCAACGUGAGGAAUUAUUGUCCGACAUUAGACGUCUGCGAGAAGACAAUGAAAAAUUGCAAAGAGAGAAGCGUCAUCUUACGGAUGAAAUCGUCAAAAUUCGGGAUUCAUAUUCGAAACCGAUGUACGAUCAGGCCUAUACACCGAUACUGGGCGAGAAACAAAUUCCGGUGUUCUAUAUAGCGUUGUCGAUUGUUGCGGCCAUUUUUGGAUUUCUGUUUGGCAAAUAUUUUUGAAUGCAUACAACGCAAGCAAACUUUGAAGUGCGGGAAUGUUUAUCAACAAUAAAAACAAAAAAACAAAUUAAAAACCGCAAGAAUAUGCAACAGAUAAACGAUGAAAACGAAACUUAAAAUACAUAUUUAAAACCAUCAAAUUUGAUGAAAACAGUAAAAAUAAAAGCAACAAAUAUUAAAAAUGAAAUGAGCAAAUGAUUAAAGGUAAACAACGUUAAAGCAUUAAAGAAUAUUGUUGAAAGAUUAUUUUGAAAUGACAUACGUAAAUGGACAUAAGUAGACAAAGGCGUGUAGGAACCCGAGCAAAAUCAGUUGAUCUAAAUAAUAUUAUGAUUUACAUGCGCGCUAAAAAGCAGUAAAAUUUACCACAUACACAUAUGCAUAUAAAAAAAGCCUGCAAAUGUAUGCUGCAAAGCUCUAUGUAAGGUAGACAAACUAAGGACGCUAACUUAAUGAAUGUAGGCAGGAGGAGUAUAGUGUGUGUAUGAAAACUUGCAGAAUCUACUUUUGGUAUGGUCACAACACAUCGAUUGAGCGCUGGCACGGCAUUUAUUCAUAACUUUACAAUGUAGCACGUGAAAAGAAUCAAACAAUGAACUACGUCAAAAACAAACAUGUAACAGACAAAAGAAAUUAAUGAAUAAUAUGAAAAAUAUACACUAUAAAGCAUUAGGUUUAACAAUUAAUAUUUUAUUUUACUCUUUUUUUUAAUCAUGGGCGUACCGUAUAGUAGAAAUGAAAUGCUGUAGCAAUGUCUUCUAUAGCGAGACUAUUACUGAAUAGAAUAAAUAAAAUACUAACUCGUUUGCCUUUUACAUACAAAAAUAAAUAUACGCAUAUGUAUGCGAUAUUAAUCUCUUAAAUAAAUGUUGAUUAAUUGAGCGCUUUCCAAGUUAAUUCAUAAUUCAUUUAAACUUUCACUGAUCGAUAACUUAGGUACGUGUUAAUUUGGGGUACGUGUGACCCCCUUACUAAUUUCCUGUGAUCUUUGUGUUUCAUUUGCGCUUUUUGUUUACUUUUCUAUUUUCUCACUUCUCUAAUAAACACAUUCACAUACAAAUUGAGUUCGAUUACUGAAAUAGGUACCAUUUGCCUAACUAGGUAUAUAUUAAUAGUUAAUUCAUGUUGCCAGUUUUUCUAGUCUAUGUUUGCAUACACAUACUACUCCGUAGAAUAUACGCUUUUGUUUUAAUCCGUUUUACUUCGAAUUACUUUUUAGCUUUGUUCCAAACUUUAUGUUACUAUAAGUGUAUGUUUUUGUUGAAAUGUGUAUAUUUGUCUCGUACUAAUUUCUCAAAUUUAAGCAAAGUAAUACAACAUUUUAAUAACAGUAUUGGUCAGUUUUUCAAUGCAAAAAUUGUGGUGAAUUUUCAAACUGAUCGGAACUCUGCAAUAUUGGAUCUUUAAACUGAGUUUAGCUACAAAGUAGGCUUAAACUUACUAUACAUCUACAACAAGUCAACCAAAUUUUUUUGUUCUAAAGAGUUCUUGAUUUCUCUCUUUUCUGUAAAGAAAUUCUCUAUUUAGUUGCAUAUAGAAUAAAAACUAUAUACAACCCUUGCUUUCACGUCUACGACAUUGUAGAAAUUCAAUCUCAAAACCCUACGCAAAACAAAAACCAAACUGAAAAAUUAAAAGCAUCCGAAUGAACUACAAUAACGCUGAACGCUUAAUUUUGCUGUGAGUUUACAGCAACACAAAGAUUUAA